Messenger RNA from Hippopotamus amphibius kiboko, 2514 nucleotides. It is a transcript of the gene FERMT3, whose product is annotated as FERM domain containing kindlin 3. The record is from RefSeq and is a predicted model, not a curated record. Gene Ontology annotation, biological process: regulation of cell-cell adhesion mediated by integrin; leukocyte cell-cell adhesion; cell-matrix adhesion. The transcript is spliced from 15 exons. Gene Ontology annotation, cellular component: cell-substrate junction. Bases 138 to 2129 code for a protein of 663 amino acids. Lineage: Eukaryota; Metazoa; Chordata; Mammalia; Artiodactyla; Hippopotamidae. Gene Ontology annotation, molecular function: integrin binding.
AGGAAGCUCCAAAGAGAAAGUAGAAGGGAAGGAAGCACGCAGUGGCCUGCAGGUGUGCAGGCUGAAGCCAGGAGUGGCUGCCACUCUGAUCCCCCACCUGCAGCCUCAACCCCUUGCAGGCAAGAGCUGCCGCAGCCAUGGCGGGGAUGAAGACAGCCGCUGGGGACUACAUCGACUCGACCUGGGAGCUGCAGGUGUUUGUAGGCGAGGAGGACCCCGAGGCAGAGUCGGUCACCCUCCGGGUCACCGGGGAAUCACACAUCGGCGGGGUGCUCCUGAAGAUCGUGGAGGAGAUCAAGCGCAAGCAGGACUGGUCAGACCACGCCAUUUGGUGGGAACAGAAACGACAAUGGCUGUUGCAGACCCACUGGACGCUGGACAAGUACGGGAUCCUGGCCGAUGCCCGCCUUUUCUUCGGGCCCCAGCACCGGCCCGUCCUCCUGCGGCUGCCCAAUCGCCGCGCCCUGCGCCUCCGAACCAGCUUCUCCCAGCCCCUCUUCCAGGCCGUGGCUGCCAUCUGCCGGCUCCUCAGCAUCCGGCACCCUGAGGAGCUGUCUCUGCUCCGGGCUCCUGAGAAGAAGGAGAAGAAGAAGAAGGAAAAGGAGCCGGAGGAGGAGGUGUAUGACUUGACCAAGGUCGUCCUGGCCGGGGGCGUGGCACCUGCGUCGUUCCGGGGGAUGCCAGCCCACUUCUCAGACAGCGCUCAGACGGAGGCCUGCUACCACAUGCUGAGCCGGCCGCAGCCACCACCAGACCCCCUCCUGCUCCAGCGCCUGCCUCGGCCCAGCUCCAUCUCGGACAAGACCCAGAUCCACAGCAGGUGGCUGGACUCGUCGCGGUGCCUCAUGCAGCAGGGAGUCAAGGCCGGGGACACGCUCUGGCUGCGCUUCAAGUACUACAGCUUCUUCGACCUGGAUCCCAAGACAGACCCGGUGCGGCUGACCCAGCUAUACGAGCAGGCUCGGUGGGACCUGCUGCUGGAGGAGACUGACUGCACCGAGGAGGAGAUGAUGGUGUUUGCAGCCCUACAGUACCACAUCAACAAGCUGUCCCAGAGCGGGGAGGUAAAUGAACCGGCUGGCACAGACCCAGGGCUGGAUGACCUGGAUGCAGCCCUGAGCAACCUGGAGGUGAAGCUGGAGGGGUCAGCGCCCACGGACGUGCUGGACAGCCUCACCACCAUCCCAGAACUCAAGGACCAUCUCCGGAUCUUCCGGCCCCGGAAGCUGACCCUGAAGGGGUACCGCCAGCACUGGGUGGUGUUCAAGGAGACCACGCUGUCCUACUACAAGAGCCAGGACGAGGCCCCAGGGGACCCCAUUCAGCAGCUCAACCUCAAGGGCUGUGAAGUGGUUCCCGAUGUCAACGUCGCAGGCCAGAAGUUCUGCAUCAAACUCCUGGUGCCCUCCCCCGAGGGCAUGAGUGAGAUCUACCUGCGGUGCCAGGAUGAGCAGCAGUACGCCCGCUGGAUGGCCGGCUGCCGACUGGCUUCCAAGGGCCGCACCAUGGCAGACAGCAGCUACGCCAGUGAGGUGCAGGCCAUCCUGGCCUUCCUCAGCCUGCAGCGGACAGGUGGCGGGGGCUCGGGCAACCACCCCCAGGGCCCUGAUGCCUCCACCGAGGGCCUCAACCCCUAUGGCCUUGUCGCCCCCCGCUUCCAGCGAAAGUUCAAGGCCAAGCAGCUCACUCCACGGAUCCUGGAAGCCCACCAGAACGUGGCCCAGCUCUCACUGACUGAGGCCCAGCUGCGCUUCAUCCAGGCCUGGCAGUCCCUGCCUGACUUCGGCAUCUCCUACGUCAUGGUCAGGUUCAAGGGCAGCAGGAAAGACGAGAUCCUGGGCAUUGCCAACAACCGACUUAUCCGCAUCGACUUGGCAGUGGGAGACGUGGUCAAGACCUGGCGCUUCAGCAACAUGCGCCAGUGGAAUGUCAACUGGGACAUCCGGCAGGUGGCCAUCGAGUUUGACGAGCACAUCAACGUGGCUUUCAGCUGCGUGUCUGCCAGCUGCCGCAUUGUGCAUGAGUACAUCGGGGGCUACAUCUUCCUGUCAACUCGGGAGCGGGCCCGUGGGGAGGAGCUGGACGAGGACCUCUUCCUGCAGCUCACAGGAGGCCACGAGGCCUUCUGAAGCCUAUCUUACUGCCCUGUCCCGCUCACCACCUUCCAUGACCGCUCCUAAGCCCACACCCACUGGGACUCACUGCCCACACCCUCUCCAAACAUGCACUGACCGAGCUGGCCACAUCCACCCACUGUCACUGGCUUUGGGUAGGCCAGGGACCUGGCUGGGCCAGACUCUGCCAUCCCCCAGGCUAGGGAGGGUGGGCCCUUGUUUGUACAGCACCCACCCUUCCCUUGUCUGAGUGGCCAAGACCAACACCCCUGACCCAGCUGUAGUCUCUAAGCACACGAGGAAGAUUGGCCGCAGCUACGAGAUGAUGACUCAUAGUUUCAAACUGGAGUUUCUCUUUUGUCAUCUUUUUACUUUAAAAAAAAAAAAAUUUUAUUGUUGG